Messenger RNA from Oxyura jamaicensis (ruddy duck), 639 nucleotides. RefSeq names its product urocortin-3-like. The record is from RefSeq and is a predicted model, not a curated record. The transcript has 2 exons. Gene Ontology annotation, molecular function: hormone activity; corticotropin-releasing hormone receptor 2 binding. NCBI's taxonomy places the organism in Eukaryota, Metazoa, Chordata, Aves, Anseriformes, Anatidae. Gene Ontology annotation, cellular component: extracellular region. Bases 178 to 639 code for a protein of 153 amino acids. Gene Ontology annotation, biological process: hormone-mediated signaling pathway; digestion; cellular response to nutrient levels.
UGAUUUCAUCUGUGAUUAGGCAAAAUGUAUUAAUAACAUCCCCCGCCGCGUGUCGCCGGGGGGGCGGGAGGUGGAGCUGGGGCAGGAUAAGAGCUGGGGCUCGGCGGGGACCGGGGCAAACCCCCAGCUGCCACCCCUGCACCCCGAGAGCCUCGGGGGGACGAGGACCCGCUGGAAAUGGCUGCGCUGUGCCGCGGGGUGCUGCUGCCCGUCCUGCUGCUGCCCUGGGUGAGCACCGGGCAGGGGCUGAGCCUCCCGUGGGACCCGGCGGUGCCCGACGCACCCGCACGCUUCCCCUGGGACGGGGGCGAGCCGGCCGCCUGGGAAAGCAUGGGCACCAAGGGGCUGCUGCGGGGUCUCCCCAAAAGAAGCGACCACAACUCCGUGGAAGGCUCCGAGCCGGACCAAGCCACCCUGCUGCUGGAGGAGUCCGUGAGAAAAGCCUUCCCCUGGCUGGCCAGCCCCGGGGCUGGCGGGCACGCGCCGGUGAAAAAGAGCAGCACGGCGAAAAAGGUGUCCCUGUCCCUCGACGUCCCCACGCACAUCCUGAAAAUCCUGCUCGACCUGGCCAGGGAGAAGGAGCUGCAAGCCAAGGCGGCCGCCAACGCCGAGCUGAUGGCACGCAUCGGGCGCAGGUGA